Molecule: messenger RNA, 283 nt
Organism: Ambispora leptoticha
Lineage: Eukaryota; Fungi; Glomeromycota; Glomeromycetes; Archaeosporales; Ambisporaceae
Source: the annotation of a GenBank genome assembly
CAACUUUCCAAAGAAAAGACCACUAUCAAAUAUAGAAAUACAGCAAUUACGGAAAAGUAAAGAAGAAUUAAAAUAUAAAUUAGAAAACAACAGACAAAACAGACAAAUAACAACCGAAGUAAUAAAAAGAGGAAAAGCAAGAAUCUGGAUAGACGAAGAAAAAAGAACUCUUACCAAAGAAGUAACCUAUCCUGAGGAAAUACAACAAAACAUAGUAAUAACUUUAACUGAAGAAGAAACAGCUUGCCUGAUAUUAUACUCAUAUAUAUUAGAAGAUUAUUGA